Messenger RNA from Nothoprocta perdicaria, 2664 nucleotides. RefSeq names its product myotubularin-related protein 11-like. The annotation marks the transcript as partial. Gene Ontology annotation, biological process: positive regulation of mRNA splicing, via spliceosome. Lineage: Eukaryota; Metazoa; Chordata; Aves; Tinamiformes; Tinamidae. The record is from RefSeq and is a predicted model, not a curated record. Gene Ontology annotation, cellular component: U12-type spliceosomal complex; nucleolus. The transcript has 17 exons. Gene Ontology annotation, molecular function: RNA binding.
GGCGGCGGCGGCGGCUCCGUGCGCGGCACCUUGUUCUGCACCAACCUGCGCGUCGCCUUCGUGCCCGGCGCCCAGGCUCCCGGUGCGCGGGCCCUCGUGCCCAGCGACAGCGACGUGGCUCUGCGCUGCAUCCGCAAGCUGGUCGCAGCCUGCAGCUUCGCCAAGCCCAAGGUGCUGACGGCCGCCUCCAGCCUCAAGUUCAUCCCCGAGGAAUUGGCCGUUCACUGCCGGGAUUUCCGCCUGCUCCGCUUCCACUUCCAYGAGAGUGGCCUGCAGCCCCAGGCCUUCCGCGAGGAGGAAGAGGAGGACGAGGAGGAGGAGGAAGGCCCCACGCCGCUUUUCGAGAGCCUCCACGACUGGGAGAAGGAGCUGAAGCGGCAGGGAGCCGUGGGCUGGCGCGUGAGCGCUGUCAACGAGCGCUUCGACAUGGCCACGAGCCUCCCCCGGUACCUGUGGGUGCCYGGCCGGCUCCUGGACAAGGAUCUCAAGCGGGCGUUCGCGCACUUCGAGGAGCGGCGCGUGCCCCGCCUCUGCUGGCACCACCCAGGCGGCAGCGACCUGCUGCGAACCGCCGGCUUCCACGCGGCCUCGGAGCCGCAGCGCGAGGACGUGCGGUGCCUGGAGGCUCUGCUGCGCGGCGGCCACGGGCAGUGCGUGCUGGUGGCGCCGGGCGAGCUGCCCAGCCUGGCCGAGCUGCAGCUCUCCUACGGGAAGCUGCGGGCGCUCUGCCUGCCCGGUGCSGUGCCCGAUGACAAGUGGCUGUCUGCGCUGGAGGGCACCCGCUGGCUGGACCACGUGCGGGCCUGCGUGCGCAAGGCGAGCGAGGUGGCCUCGCUGCUGGCCGCGAGACGCUGCUCCGUCGUGCUGCAAGAGCCCCACGACCGCGACUUCAACUGCCUGCUGGCCUCGCUGGCGCAGCUGCUGGCCGACCCGCACGCCCGCACCCUGCCCGGCUUCCAGAGCCUCGUGCAGAGGGAGUGGGUGGCCGCCGGGCACCCGUUCGCCCGGCGCCUGGGCCUGGGGCGCCCCAGCCCGCGGGACGAGGCGCCCGUUUUCCUGCUUUUCCUGGAUUGCACGUGGCAGCUGGUGCGGCAGUUCCCCGGCUGCUUCGGCUUCACCGAGAGCUACCUGCUGGCGCUGCACGACAGCAGCUUCGUGCCCUACUUCAGCACCUUCCUCUUCAACUGCCAGUGGCAGCGGGGACGCAACAGCCGGCCGCCGGGCUCCGCGCAGAGCUACACGCCGGUGAGCGGCUGGCGGGAGCCGGUGGCGGCCGGGGGGGCGCAGCGGGGCGGUUCUCCCCCCGGCCGCCGCCGCCGGCUGCUCUCCGUGUGGGAUUGGAGGCUGCGCUACAGCCGGCAGCAGCGCUCCCGCUUCCGGAACCCCGCGGGACCCCGCGCCGGCCCGGCCGCCUCCAGCCCCGACGGCCCCUGGCCCCUCAACGCGACCGUGUACGUGGGCGGCCUGGACGAGAAGGUGAGCGAGCCGCUGCUAUGGGAGCUCUUCCUGCAGGCGGGACCCGUCGUCAACACCCACAUGCCCAAGGACCGAGUCACCGGCCAGCACCAAGGCUAUGGCUUCGUGGAGUUCCUCAGCGAGGAGGACGCCGAUUACGCCAUUAAGAUCAUGAACAUGAUCAAGCUGUACGGGAAGCCCAUCCGGGUGAACAAGGCCUCCGCCCACAACAAGAACCUGGACGUGGGGGCCAACAUCUUCAUCGGCAACCUGGACCCCGAGAUCGACGAGAAGCUGCUGUACGACACGUUCAGCGCCUUCGGCGUCAUCCUGCAGACGCCCAAGAUCAUGCGAGACCCCGACACGGGCAACUCCAAGGGCUACGCGUUCAUCAACUUCGCCAGCUUCGACGCCUCCGAYGCCGCCAUCGAGGCCAUGAACGGACAGUACCUGUGCAACAGGCCCAUCACCGUCUCGUACGCCUUCAAGAAGGACUCCAAGGGCGAGCGGCACGGCUCGGCGGCUGAGCGCCUGCUGGCCGCGCAGAACCCGCUCUCGCAGGCCGACCGGCCCCACCAGCUCUUUGCCGACGCUCCUCCUCCGCCCUCCAUCCCUACGCCCGUGGUCACGUCCCUGGGACCCGGCGUCACCCCUCCAGGCCUGCCGCCGCCGGGCUCCUUCCCGCCGCCGGUGCCGCCGCCCGGUGCCCUGCCGCCCGGGAUGCCGCCCGCCAUGCCGCCCCCGCCCAUGCCACCGGGCGCCGGCGCCCCCGGCCCCCCCGGCGGGGCCGCCCCCGGCGCGGGGCACCCCCCGCACCCCCAUCCCUUCCCGCCGGGCGGGAUGCACCAUCCAGGGCUGCCCCCCAUGCAAGUGCACCACGGGCCGCCCGGCAUGGGCCAGCACCACCCGGGGCCCCCCGGCUCGGGGGGCCAGCCCCCGCCGCGCCCGCCGCCCGGCAUGCCGCAUCCCGGCCCCCCGCCCAUGGGAAUGCCGCCCCGAGGACCUCAUUUCGGCUCGCCCAUGGGUCACCCCGGCCCCAUGCCGCACCACGGCAUGCGCGGCCCUCCGCCGCUGAUGCCCCCCCACGGCUACAACGGGCCCCCUCGCCCCCCGCCCUACGGCUACCAGAGGGUGCCCCUGCCCCCCCGGCCGGCGCAGCGGCCCCCCGGGGUGCCGCCCCGCGGGCCCCUCAGGGGCCCCCUGCCCUAA